This is a messenger RNA of Verticillium alfalfae VaMs.102, 1527 nucleotides long. RefSeq lists its product as hypothetical. NCBI's taxonomy places the organism in Eukaryota, Fungi, Ascomycota, Sordariomycetes, Glomerellales, Plectosphaerellaceae. The coding region runs from base 1 to 1527 and encodes 508 amino acids. The record is from RefSeq and is a predicted model, not a curated record. The transcript has a single exon.
AUGGACCAGACAAGGCCUGCUACGUCUGGCCAGUACGGCCGCUACCGACCUCCAACACAACUUGUCUCGAACGCAUCUGUCGCUUCAUCGCAGCCAUCCAUCUCCUGGCAACCCAAAAAUUCAAGACGCGAUUCAUUGCCCUUCUCCUUCCCGCCUCUCUUCCAGCCGAACACUUCAUCGACCUCUCUCAUACCAUCGACAGCAGAGGGCAAGCCGAUUCCACUCGACGACGACACAGCCGCCCACCGCACUCUGGCCCUCCGAGAACUCAACGUGAACUACCCGUCGCGCAGCCGUUACGCGAAGUCGACAGGUGCUCAGAGCAGCACCAACUCACAGCCUGUGCUCGUGCGGACUUAUUCAGAGACGCAGAGCAGGCAGUCGAGCACCACGCGCAGCAUCAUCGCAGGAGGGAAGCCUGUUCACUCCACCGCAAACAACUCGGUUGGCAACGGCCCUGCCGCUUCGGUCAGGCGUAUCAUAGCAUUUCGGUCGCCACUCAGCGGUCAGCAGCAUGGUCUGCUGAGCAUGGCAAGAGCAAAGUCGAAGAAGGGCCCAGGCAAUCGUGAUGCGACGACCAAGCUGCCGCCCAUCGAGGCGUACAGCUUUAAACAAAUGAUGGCCAACAUGGAGGCAGAGGAAGACACCAGCAUCAACGCUGACCUGGACCGCAUUGCUGAGAUCUGUGCCAGAUCUCGGUAUUCCCUCAGCAACCAAUAUGAAGUGCAUGUCACCCCACAUGGAUCUGGCGCUGCGUUCAUGGCCUCGGUGUCGUCACGACGUCAACAGCACACCAACGGACCCACUCUGCAGGCCGUCACCUCGGAUGACGAACGGCAAGCGAAUCGUCUCCACAAGAGGAGAGGUGGUGGCGCCCGGCGGAGAAGCAUGGCCAUGGGCACCCUGGAGACCAUCAUGUCGUCGAGCGGCUCGUCGGAGGAUGGCAAGUCCAAAAAGAAGUCCGCCAGCGAAAUCACCCAAGAGGUUCGAGGGCGAGCAGAGCGGAAAGUCGAAAUAACCCAGGCAAGUGCGUCUCCUGCCGAGCAACGCCCGAGACUGGAGAGCGUCACUUGUGAAGUCAGUCUCAGGAGGAGGAAGUCAUCCUCCUUUGCGUCAGCCAUGAUUGAGAGCACACGCCAGUACCCGAUCAUAAAUGACAUUGCAACGCCACGGAGCUCGUCUUCUACGUUGCUAAGCGAGCCUGCGCUGCCACAAACGUCUAUGAAUCACCUCCAAGUACGGACAGAGCCAGAGGAGACAGGCCCAAUUGAUCCCAGAGGCGCGAGAGAUCAAAGCGAAGAACACAAAAGUAGGACUUUUCAUACAGGGGACUCGCAGACCCAAGUUCAGGGCAGUUUGCUCGGCGGUCUAAGUGGCUGGAUGCCUACAUGGUCGUUUCCUCCUGUGAUGGGAAUCAGUCCAGCGUCGGCGAAAGGGGGAGGCUCAACAAGCCAUGCCGAGGGCAGCUUGCGACAUCUGCUUAGGACAACAGAUUCCAAGGGAAAGGGCGUUGAUGGUGGCACCUAG